Messenger RNA from Orbilia oligospora ATCC 24927, 1440 nucleotides. RefSeq lists its product as uncharacterized. The coding region runs from base 1 to 1440 and encodes 479 amino acids. Gene Ontology annotation, molecular function: DNA binding. The transcript has a single exon. The record is from RefSeq and is a predicted model, not a curated record. NCBI's taxonomy places the organism in Eukaryota, Fungi, Ascomycota, Orbiliomycetes, Orbiliales, Orbiliaceae.
AUGUCUUCGGCUGGAUCUCUGAUCCAACCAACCAUAUCCAAUGUCUUCUGUCAAACAAACGAGGAUGCUUUGAUGAUUGUAGAACUUAUUCUGCAGAGGCAACUGUUCACUGUGCAAAGGCGCGCACAGGAUAGGGAGAGGGCUUCGGCUGUCCAAUCGGGAAAUGUCUUCGUCUUCGAACAUACCGAUACCGGGAUAAAGCGAUGGACCGACGGUGUUCACUGGAGCCCAAGCAGGAUACUGGGGAACUUCCUGCUAUACAGAGAGCUAUCGCGACCAUUCCCCCCGGGACAAAAAAAGAGGGCCCAAAGGAAGAAUACCACAAAGGCUAGAAGGCCUCCGAAUGCCGACCCUAUGGAAGAUCCUCAUCAACAGUUCCACCCCAUUGGUAUGGAUCCGGCAAGAGCUGGUCCUCCGGGCGAUUCUGAUCGCUCCUUAGUAGGCUCUUUGAUCGAUUCAUAUGAUUUCAAGAUGAACGGCCUGGUGAAGAAGACAAUCAGCAUACAGGACGAGAACAACCGACAAUUCCAUUUGAUCUCAUACUAUAUUCCUCAAGAUGUCCUUGAUAACCGACUCACCAGACCGACUGAGAUUUCAUCCUAUGCCCAUAUUCGACCGCGUAGUACUCUCUUCAUAUCCUCUUCGUUAAGACAGCCGACAUCGGAUGUUUCCAGGAGGCCUUCGUUUAUCGAUGAUGGAGCCGACGCAAUGUUUGAGGCGCAGACUGAUGAGGAUGAUGAUUCCUCUCCUUCGAAAAUCGGGUCAUAUGGCCGACAUGAUCCACACCAUCCACACGCUUUCCUUCCUAGUAGCUUCCCAGGUGGCCCGUCUGACUACAAUUAUAUGCAGUCCCCAGUCAACUACUUCCCUCCAACAGGCAGUCCUCAUGGCUAUCCCGGUGAUAUUGGGCAUCAAAGUGAUCCAAUGAAAGUUGAGGAGUAUGAAAUUGGCCAUGGUAGCCACAAUCCUAGGUACCACCCGCCGUACCAACCAUAUACUACAAGCCUAAGCAGCGCCCCUGUUAGCGCUCCACUUUCCCUUCCUGCUCAAACCGAAACCGUCACCUCACAAAGUUGGUCUGGAAGCCCUUAUUCUGGUUUUCAAUCAUCUCCUCUUAAUACGAGUGCGUUGUCGGGAAGUGCACCAUACCGAUCCACCUACUCGACUGUCGGGGCAGCCCAUUAUGAUCGUCCAAUGGUUCCUAGCCCGGCCGCUUCUAACUAUAGCUCCGCUUCUUCGACUGCAUGGACCCAGCCAAUAUACGGCACUCACAGUCCUCAACCCGGGCCACAGCAAAUGCAAGAUCGGAGUCGGUUUCCUCAGGAGAAUUUCGUUGGCUGGACAUCCUCGCCCCAAUCAGCACCGGGGCAAAGAACAGGCACAGUGAACGACGAAGACGUCCUCCAUCCCUAUCCCCCUCCACAGUGGACCGGCCAGUAA